Phialemonium atrogriseum is the source of this 9114-nucleotide messenger RNA. RefSeq names its product mitochondrial protein from FMP27-domain-containing protein. The transcript has 2 exons. The coding region runs from base 1 to 9114 and encodes 3037 amino acids. The record is from RefSeq and is a predicted model, not a curated record. Lineage: Eukaryota; Fungi; Ascomycota; Sordariomycetes; Cephalothecales; Cephalothecaceae.
AUGGCUCUUCUCAAUCCGACCUUCAUCUUCGGCAUCUUCGUCCUUCUCUACCUCUCGUCCUUCGUCGCCUUCGCCGUCAUCCGCAUCCUCACCGGAGUCUCGAUCCAGCGCAUUGGCUACUUCUCCCUCAGGCGGCUAGCUUACACCCCACGCGAUGGGUUCAAGAUCGAGAUUCGGGGUCUUGGGCUCAAUGUCCACCGCCCGACUUUCGCGCAGCCCACCUGGCUCAGUAUCGUCGUUAGCGAACUCGCUGUCACCGUCGACAUGGCGGAACUUGGAAGGAUACAAGGGAGCGGCGAUGGUGCGGGUGACAGUGCCGACGGCGAGGAGUGCGAUGAUCCUGGCAACUCGGAGACGAAGCCCAAGGCUGCACCCGAUGCAACCAAGAUACCGUCUAUUCGGCGUGACAACUCUGCCGCUCCACGGAGCGAGACCUGGAAUCACCUCAUGAGGGUUAAGGACCGUAUCAAGCGCCUGCACCGAAAAGUCAACUGGCUACGGAUGGUGGACGUCGUGGCGACCAAUUCUACUGUCAAAGUUGUGGGUGUUGGCAAUGUCCAGUUCGGGAGCUUUACGAUUGCCGUUGAUACGAGGCGAAAGAUGGUCGAUCGAGUGCGAUUCUUCCUGCAAGGCCGCGCGGGCAAGAAGCAGCGCGAGGAACAGCAGGCAGAAUGGAUAAUGUCCCUGAGGAGUGUACUCUUCACGGCGGUCGGCAAGGAGUCACUGGAAGUGUUGGAUACCGCGUCGUUGAACGUGCAUGGCUUUCUCUACAAGGCUCUCGAUGGCCUCCGCGACGCCGCCAUCUCCCUCAAGCUUGGGCGCGUCCAUAUCCCUUACGACGACAUCCUCCAGAGCCUGAAUCGAUACGAGGCCCUCAGAACCACGACGGACAAGCCCUCCUUGGGAGGCGAUGAUUCCGAAGUCACUGUCGAGAAGGUCAUUCGAGAACUUGAUGCGCCAGGGAGCUCAGAUAACGACUUUGUGCAGACGGUAUCCGAUUCGAAAGAGUUCGUGAGUUCAAUCCUAAGGGGGAUCAGGGAGGUCCAGCUCGCCAUCACUUUUAUCGGCUUUGCGAAGAAGAUAGACGCCAUACAAACGUCCGGCCCGCCGGUCAUGCUCAACGCGUCCAUGAAGGAGGUCGUCGUCGAUCUCCACCGCCUUGACCCGAAAUCCCCGGCGCAUAGAAUGUACUUCCCGUCAAAAGACAUUGCACACGAGGCGCUGGCUGCGGCUCUAUCCAUCUCGAUUGGCGUUGACGAAGGACACGGCAAACCUGAGCGGCUAGUGUACAUCCCGAUGGCGACCACAACGGUCAAGACGACGUUGCCAUCGAAAACGGUCGAGCUCGCGGAUGACAUAUCGCCCGAGGAGAGGAAUGCGAACAUACUAUUUGCCAACUCGGUAGUCACGUCCCCGUCCGUCGAUCUUGAUCCCCGGCACCUCCCCUUGCUCCUGGCAAUGCUGCGCGCGAAGCCCGCAGCACCCAAAGCACAGCACCGGCAGCAUCACAUGCUCAUCUCGCGCUUGCUUCCCAAAGCGAGCAUCAAGUUUUCGAUGCAUGAGCCUGUCCUGAGGAUAUCGCUACCCCCCGUGCAGAAGAGCCAGGAUCCGGACGACUUUGAUCUCAUCAUAUCCUCGAUAUCGUCCGUAUCCCUGGAUCUCGAAUCGUCCCACUCGGAUGUCGAGGAAUUACACUACUCACUAGCCUCCACAAUGAGGCUCCAGGCCCAUCAACUCUACUACCAGACUUCGGUUGGCAAUCGGUACGACCUCCUCGAGACGGAGUCGUUUGAGUUGAAAUUGAACCUGAGCGCCUCGCCGGAUGUGCACGUUGUUGCGACCGGCAACCUUCAGACGUUCUCCAUCAAGAUGGUGAGGCCAGAGGUCAUCGACGGGCUGCGACAGAUAGUACGGCAGCUUCGCCUCGACGUCGAGUCAGACAAACGAGCCACGUCAAAAUCUGCGAAACAUUCCAAUUUCUUGAGGGGGAUGCCCGCCUGGCUCUUGCACUUCCAGAUCCAAGCCUCGGACUUCAGCCUAGAGGUUGCCGGUGUCGAUGAAGAGAUCUCGAGGGACACGCGCGGCGUUGCCAUCCAAUUGGAGUCCUGGUCGGCAGAAUAUCGAGCGCAGAAGCUCGAUGGCCUUCAGAGGCGGCUGUCUCGCCGAAGAACCAACAGCUGGACCUCGAUAAAUCCCGACAUCGAGCUCCUUAGGACCGUGCCCAUGUCGCCCAGGAAGAAGUACAGUGGUGCGGGAGAUGGACGCCGGGUUGCGUUUCAUGUCCGCGGGCUCGAAGCGUUCGUUGUCGAGUCCGCCGAGAAGUGGGAGCUUGAGCCGUUCGUAAACAUCCCUAGGUUCGAGGUUGCCUUCUCGACCCUGAGUGACGCCCAAGGGCCGGUUUUCCACAUCCACUCCCACGUGAGGACACUUCUUCUGCAGUAUUCGCUGUACCGCCACUAUGCUAUCGGCGUUGCAAUGGUGGUCUUGCAGAAGGCCUUCAUGCGAACGAGCCGGGACACAGCUGCUGCACGGGCAACGAGGUCGAUGCCUUUGCAGAAACCCCUGGUCGAAUACCUUGGGGUCCCUACGGAGGCGGUGCCUGACUUCCCGCUGGGUGGUCAAGAUUCAACGCAGUCUAGGUCCCCCCAAGAGUUGAUCGCAGUCGACUUCAAGGCCGCCCUCGUGCAGAUAAAGGCCGACAUGCCCGCAGAUCCGCCUUUGAUGAUACAAAUAUAUGGCAUCGAAGCGGGGCGGCAUCGUUGGUCGUCCCCCUUCGUCCAGUCCAAGCUCAUACGACUCUACGCCGAGGCUCCAAGAAUGCGUAAGGUAUGGGCUCGGAUGAUCAGCAUCAAGAAUGGCCGGAUGGACUACCGGGAAUCCCGAAGGAAGACGUCGACCGGAAGCUUGUAUGAGGAGAGGAUGUUUGACGUCGUGGCCGAUGCCAUACGUGUAGCCGUGCCUCACGAGAUGAUUGUCUACAAGAUCACGGACAACUUCAUCAACGUGUUCAAGUCGGUCAUGCAGCUACACCAUAGGUUCAAAACCGGCACCAACGAAUACAUCCUCGACAAGGCCCCCGAGCCGCCCAAAAAGGUGCCCAAGGUUUCGCUGCGGACCAGGACGCUCUUGUUUGAGUUGGAGGAUGGAGCCUUUGAGUGGAAACUAGGCAUGAUAUAUCGAGCCGGUCGAGUUGAACAGAUGCAGCGCCAGGCUCGCGAGGAGGCUUUCCGGGUCAAGGUAAAGAAGAUCCACGAGGAGGAGGCGAGGAAAGAAUCCAGCAGGUUCCGCGCUCGUUCGGCCAUGCACAGGGGGCGCACACGCACGUCGACCGGCAUGCAUCAGAGGAGCAGCAGCGCAGAUGGCCGCACCCGUGCCAGCAUUGACGAACACCCUCGUGGGCGAGCCCCAAGGUACGAUCCCGAGGGCGGGUGCACGGGGAUGAGCGGGAAGGCACAUGUCUCCAUCGCUGAGGCCAGACACAACAUCAACGUGCACAAUGCCCAGAGCUGGAAGAAGCGGAUCGACCGUCACUUCUUGAUGGCGAAGAACGGCAUGAAGGACCUGCGCGGCCUCUUUUGGGGCCGGGACGAGAUCCCGGAUGACCUGGACGACAGUGAGAACAUACUUGAGAUCCCGCAACGACCGGCUUUGAUGUCGGCUCUCAUCAUGGAGCUCCACGUCAUGAUCGACAAGCCCUCAUUCCCGAUGAAGGAGCUCCCGGACUUCCUCCACAAAGUUGGGAAAGGGAUGCCUCGCGACAUGCAAUACUCGCUCCUCGUUCCUAUGAACGUUCAGAUCGACAUGGGCGAGGCCCGGGUCUCGCUCAGAGACUACCCUCUUCCGCUCAUGCACGUGCCCAGCAUUAAAGCCGGACAGUCGUCGAGACUGCCUGCCCUCUCCAUGCGAACGGACUUUGUCAUUGCGGAGGAAUUCAGGGGCGUGGAGUCGACCAGGCGCAUCAAGGUCAAUAUCAUCCCGCCGCGGAGCCCUUGCCCGGGGGCUCCAAACGAGGGCAGCUUUGCUAUCGACGUGCGGAGGACGAUAGGCCCGGUGAAGUCGUACUCGGACAUGACCAUCGACAUCAACACCGCUCACCCAACCCGCAUCACCUGGGGACCUUCGUACCAGCCAGCCAUCCAAGAUAUGAUGAUGGUCAUCGAGUCGUUUACGAAGCCGCAGCUGGACCCCUCGGACAAUGUUGGAUUCUGGGACAAGAUCCGCCUUAAUUUCCACUCGCGGGUUCGGGUUGCCUGGCGUGAUGGCGGCGACGUGCAUCUGGCCCUGAAGGGCACCCGCGACCCCUAUCAAGUCACGGGCAACGGCGCCGGCUUUUUGAUGUGCUGGCGCCACGAUGUCAGAUGGAACGUCCACACAGACGACGAUCCGAAGCGAUUCAUGAGCGUCGACAGCGGCGAGUACGUGCUUGCCGUUCCCGACUACAGCCAUCAAGUCCGUGAGGCGAGACGCGCUGCGGGCGAGGACGACAGCGUGGCCAGCGAUGACAGCUACAAGUCUGGCGCGUCGUUCAAGAAGGUCGCCAUGAAGUUGUCCGGGAAGGUGCAAUGGCUCGCUGGCCUCGUCUUCGAGAAAGCAAUCGAGAAUGGCCGCAGGAACUUCAAGUUCAAGCCCCAUUAUGAUGUCGUCCUCAAGUCGCCUCUCUUCGCCAAAUCGCACGACGGCCUCCCGUACGAUGCUUUCCGAGGAUUCCGGAGCCAGCAUAUCCAUCUGUCGAUCGCGGUCCUGGCACCCGUCGACCGGGAGUGGUCGGCUCACAAUCUCGAACCGUCAAGGAGCUAUAAUGCCGUCCAUCUCACCCCGCGGCUCUUCACCCACUUCUUCGCAUGGUGGUCUCUCUUUAGCGGGCCAAUGUCGCUUCCAAUCCGCCAGGGCUCCCUGUGGCCGGGUCGCGAGAAAAACAGCAAGAAAUUCGGGAGACAUCUCGCGACGAUAAAAUACAAUCUGCUACUGGCUCCCCUCUUCCUGAGUCAUAUUUACAAGCACAAAGAGUUCGACGAUUACUCGGAAAACGCCGUCUCGGCCACUGGGAUAAAGGUCCGGUUUGAUAAUUUCAUGCUCGACCUGCACCAGAGGCGGGAGGAGUUCAACACCAGAGACCGGGGCGACCGGGGCCCUAGGACUCACAGCCGGACUUCGGGGAUGAAGAUACACGCAGGCCAGCUCGAUCUGGUCUCCGCCGACAUCCGUGCUGUCUCUGCUAGUAUCCGGGGUACGACGACAGAGGCCAUGAGGAAGCACUCGGUAUCAACGUUUGUCACGCAGCAAGGCGAAGACGGCACUGAUCUCUCCCGCUUUACGAUCCCGGACAACGACUUCAGCUGGAUCGACAUGGACGACUUUGUCGAGCUUGACUGGAUACUGCCGACCGAGCCCAACCCGGACACGAAGAUCCUCCCGCUUGCCUGUGCCCCCCGCAUCACGUACUUCCGCCAGACAGACAUCGGCGGCAUGAUUGCCGGUGACCCCCACAGGACCAGCCCCUUUGGCGACGAGCCUACCCACUUCUGCAUCAUGACCCAGGACGACGACCCCCGGCGCGUCCAGGCGCAGCUCAUCCGCCAGCGCCUGGAGCAGCUCAGCCAGCAGAUCGAGACGCACACUCGCAAUAUCGGGGAGGUUGAGCUGCGGCUGAUCAGAGCCGUGAAUGACGACCAGGGGCUCCGGGACGAGUUCGAUAGUCUCAACCGCCACAUUGCCGUCCUGACAGAGAGGAAGAUUUUCCUGGAGGGCAUGCUUAGGCAGAUGUCCCCAAAUUCAUCCGGUGAUGACUUGAACACCCGGCACGGCGGCGGUGGCUGCAGGAAGGCGUCUGAGACCUCGAUCGAGCUGAAGGACGGGACCAUGGCCAUACCUACCGCGACAGAGUUCGCCAGCGACUUCAAGAACCGAUUCGUCGUCCACAACUUGCAGCUCAAGUGGAACAACACCCUGCGGAACAUCAUCCUCCGCUACAUACACCAAGUCAGCCAGCGGCGGGGCUUUAUCUACUAUCUCUCACGGCCGGCCAUCAAGUUCAUCCUGGACAUGGUCGAGGAGCAGACGAAGCUGAAGACGGCGGCGACGGGUAACAACAAUGCCUCACCCGCAUCGGGUGCCGCUCCUGGUGCCUCUCCCGACCCAAACUGCAAGGAUGGUCAUGCCGAUAAAGACAUCGAGGACAGGAUCCGCAAGAUCCUCCAAGACGGCAAGAAAUUUGUCAACGCCGAGGAGAGCGGCCCUGGUUCGGCGGCGAACAUAUCCAUGGAAGACUUGUCCAGCGGAAUAGCCGAAGGCUUCACCCCCCAGAACAGCUACCACGUGCGCCUCAUCGCACCGCAGAUCCAACUGCAGAGCGACAGGAACAAGAAGCACGUUGUCCUUAUCACGGCCAAGGGCAUGGAGCUCAAGGCUGUGGAGGUCAUGGACAAGGACAGGAUCUCGGAUAUUGUCAGCGGCCUGGUCCAGCGCCGCAUCCUCGUCAACAUGGACAGCACCCAGUUCUUCGUUACUCACCAGAAGUGGUUCUCGACCCAACUCGUCUCCAUGUACUCGGGAAGCACCUACGGCACGCCCAGUGGAUCCUCAUGGCCGCCGUGGGUUCCCAUGGAGGUCAUGUUCGACUUCCAGACGGAUCCGUUUGGGUUCAAGCGAGUCGUGCAAAAGACAUCGGCAAUGCUGCGCUAUGACAAGUUCAACACCCUCCGGCUCAAGUACAGCGACGAGGUAAACACCGACGACUGUGCGACCGAUACCGCGCACGAGAAUGCCGAGAGCAGGAUGGACAACCUCUGGGUCGAGUUCCCGCAAGCCCGGGCGCUGUGCAACUCGUCCCAGUAUUACGCCAUGUUCAUCAUCGUGGUCGACCUGCUCAUGUACAACGAGCCGCUGGAGAAGACGCGGAGCGAGAGACUCGAGAAGAUCAUACUUGCCUCCGAUUUCAGCGACCUCAGGGGGGCGCCUGAGAUGGUGAUCAAGUUGCAGGAGCGCGUCAGGCAGCUCGAGGACAUCAAGACGCACUUCCAGGUCCACUCCAAGUACCUCGACAAGAAGGGCUGGCAAGACCGACUCACCCUGGAACGGGACCUGGCCAUCUGCGAGGACGAGCUGUUCUUCAUGAUGAAGGCUAUCACGACUUCGCAGAGAAAGUACGACAACACGACGAGCAACGCGCUUCUCAAGUGGAACAUCUCCGCACGAGAGAUUGUCUGGCACCUCAUCCGCAACAACAACGAACCUCUCGUGGAGCUGCAGCUGAAGGACGUCGAGUAUGAUCGAACAGACAAUCUGGACGGGUCGCACAUCAACCUGAUCCAGGUCGGGAGAAUCCUAGGCCUCAACUUGCUCCCGGACGCCAUCUACCCAACCAUGAUUGCCCCCUAUCUGGAGUCGGAGAAAGGAGUCGCGGGGCUCGGCACCCAGCCGAUGAUCCGGGUUUACUGGAACAUGCUCGAGGCUAUUGCGGGCAUCCCCGUCAUGGACCACGUCGAGGUCAAUCUGUUCCCCAUGAAGAUACAGCUCGAACGGGAGGUAGGAAAGAAGAUCUUCGAGUAUAUCUUCCCGGGCUCUGGCGGGGACAAGGCGUCCACAAACGGCAAAAACACGUCGUCGCUCGUGCUCAAGGGCUCGCUGCCCGACACCGAAGAAGAUCCGACCGAAACCGACUCGCUGAGCAGCUCGACGGACCGUCCUGAGACGAGGGACAACGAGAAGGACUCGAACCCCUUCACCACUAGGCCGGGGUCGCUCGAGCUUCGACUGCAGCCGACCUUGACGUCGGAUUCCAAGCCGAGCCAGACCGUGCAGAAAUCCUUCAGCAUCCACGCCGGCGAGAGCACGGCCUUCCGCCUGUUCCGCAGCGGCACGGGGUCCAUGAUACCGACCAAGAAGGCAUCCUUUGGCUCUCUCAGGGGCGCCGCCAGCAUCCCGCACCCCGGCGUCGUCCGGUCCGCCACGGGGCUCUCCUCUAAGUUCGACACGGGCUCGACGGCGAGCGACUCGAAGAAGUCGAGCCGGUUCGGGCUGCGCAACAAGUCGAAUCCAAAAGAGGAGAACCAGGAGCAGUCGGACGACCUGACUAAGAUGAUAGCGCGGGCCAACAACUACAUGACCUUCGCCUACAUCAAGAUGCCGUCGGUUGUGCUCUGCCUCAGCUACAAGGGCAAGGGGGACCGCAACAUCGAGGACGUGCACGACUUUGUGUUCCGGCUCCCGACGAUCGAGUACCGGAACAAGACGUGGUCGAACCUGGACCUCGCGCUCGCGCUCAAGAGCAGGGUGAUCAAGGCGCUCAUCUCGCACACGGGCGCCAUCAUCGGCAACAAGUUCUCGCGGCACCGGCCCACGACGGCGCAGCAGUCGAGGCUGCGCGAAAUCGCCACCAGCUCGGUGCUGCUCAUGACGCCGCAGCAGCUGUCCGAGUCGCGCGACAACAGCGGCGACGACUCGUCGUCCCUCUACGGCACCUCGCCCGUCGACUUCUCGCGCUCCCCGCCCCGCUCCCUGCGCGGGAGCUCGCACUCGUCCAUCCCCGCCCCGCAACACCAGCCGCAGCGUCCCGGCAGCAGGAGCUCCAGCGUCGCCUCGUCGUUGCGCUCGCACCGCAGCACCAGCUACAACAGCAACAAUAGCAACAACAACCACGUCGUCUCGCAGCAGUCCGUCGGCGGGCCCAUCCCGAGCUUCCUCAUGAUGACGCCGCCGCUCCCCGCCGGGGAGGAAACGCCCAGCUCCAGCGGUAGUGGGUCGGGAAAGCUGUUUGGCAGGAGUAGCAGCCGCAACGGCGGCGGCGGCGGUGGCGGUGGCAGUGGUGGCAGCAAUAUACCGCGGCCGAGCAGCAGCGGGAGCUCACUCCUCGGCGGGGGAGGGGCCAAUGGCGGAGACCGGAGGCGGUCCGCCGGGGGUCAGGGCGGCGGCGGCGGUGGUGGUGGGGGGCGGUUCCUGCGCGACAAGCUCAACGCGUUUGCGGACCGGCUGAAGGAGCGGCAGGAGGGGUCGUCUUCGUCGUCGACGCCCACCGGCGGCGGCCGCGGGGAGAGAGAUGGGGGGGACGGGGACGGGGACGGGGAUGGGGAUACCAGGAGGGCGCUGGGUCGUAGCCAGAGGACUAAGACGACCUGA